CGACGACGACAUCGUCAACAAGACAGCCGAGACCGACAGCCUUGUUGCCCAUCAUCACAACUCAUGCGCAUAUCCCAUCCUUGGCCCCUCCCUGGCCCUAUCAUCCCAUCCCGCCUCCGACGUGCGCCGUCGUGUGUCCAGGCCCGUGGCGGGCGGCGGCGUCCGCAGCCACCACGGCGACGGCGUCCGGCGAUGAUGACAUUUCUUGCACACAAGCUUGGCCUUUGCACCCUGCCCGCCCUGCCUGAGCACAUCCCGCCGCACGCAUGGGUCUCUCCUUUGGUUUGGCGCGCGACUGCCGGCCGACCGACAGGCAGACAGACGGACGGACGAAAACAACUGGGCGUGAAUGGCUGUUACCCUUUUCUAUUUGCUUUCCCUCGUUGCCACCCCCCCAUGUCCGGCGAGACUGAUAAGGCUUCCAGGUGCGGGCCACCAAUUGACGCUCUUAGCUGCGGCUCCCUAUCUGUGCUCCCCACCGCGCCCACGCGACUUUUUUUCGACUAAUGGACCCCUGCCCGAGCGACUUUCGGAGCCGCCUUUCACACCUCUCUCUCUCUCUCUGUGUGUCUCGUCCCGUCUGUCCUGUCCGCACGCGGUCGCGGCGCCAGCAGAGACACCAGGCAGGCACCGGGAGAUGAGGGAGGCACGUAACGUCACGCCUCGCCGCGUUGGCCGCCGAACAACGGUCGGGAUGGGAUGCUGCUGCGUAGUACUACGUAUGCACUAACUUGAUACUAUGCGCUCAUGCAUCGCCCAGCCACGACUCGGAUGCCCGAGUCGCGGAGACGGAGGAGACUUUGGACCCCCCCUUCUCCAUCUCUAGAGCGCCGCCGUCGUCCCUUGUAGGCCGUUUAUAUAAACUCUCGUCCGCGUCUGCCAUAGAGAAACCUUAUCUUUGCCCAUCGAUCGUCCACUCGCCUGCCCUCUCCCUCCUUCUCUCUCUCUCCUCUCCUGCAGUGUCACCUGUUGUUCCCUUACUUUGCUAGGCUGUGCCACCCGUCGACUGUGUCGACGUCUUUGACUCUGUCCCUGAAUAAAACAAGAGCCUCUCCCGCUCGCCCCGAAGCCACCCUUUCCCUCCGCUCUCACCCCCGACAAAUACCCCCCAUGCACAUCAAGCUCCAAGUCGCCGACACCAUGUCGCAACUCCCCGCCGAGCCUGAGUUCCAGCAGGCGUACAAAGAGCUCGCCAGCACCCUCGAGGACAGCACCCUCUUCAAGGAGCACCCCGAGUACCGCACCGCUCUCGAGGUCUGCUCCAUCCCUGAGCGCGUCAUCCAGUUCCGCGUCGUCUGGGAGGACGACAAGGGUCACCUACGCGUCAACCGCGGCUACCGCGUCCAAUUCAACUCGGCCCUGGGCCCUUACAAGGGCGGCCUGCGUCUUCACCCUACCGUCAACCUCUCCAUCCUCAAAUUCCUCGGCUUCGAGCAAAUCUUCAAGAAUGCCCUCACUGGCCUGAACAUGGGCGGUGGCAAGGGUGGCGCCGACUUCGACCCCAAGGGCAAGAGUGACGCCGAGAUCCGUCGCUUCUGCCAGGCUUUCAUGCGUGAGCUCUCUAAGCACAUUGGCGCCGACACCGAUGUCCCGGCUGGCGACAUUGGCGUCUCGGGCCGUGAGAUUGGCUACAUGUUUGGCGCAUACCGCCAGGCUCGCAACCGCUGGGAGGGUGUCCUCACCGGCAAGGGCCUCACCUGGGGCGGCAGCCUGAUUCGACCUGAGGCCACUGGCUACGGUGUCGUCUACUAUGUCGAGCACAUGCUCAAGCACGCUGGCCGCGGCAGCUUCGCCGGCAAGCGCGUCGCCAUCUCGGGAUCCGGCAACGUCGCCCAGUACGCCGCCCUCAAGAUCAUUGAGCUCGGAGGCACCAUCGUCUCUCUGUCCGACUCCAAGGGCUCGCUCGUCGCCGAAAAGGACGCCUUCACCGCCGAGCACAUCGAGAAGAUUGCCGCCCUCAAGGCCGACCGCCGCGCGCUGACCGACUUUGAGCACGUUGGGCAGUACAAGUACAUCGAGGGUGCGCGCCCGUGGAUCCACGUCGGCAAGGUGGACGUUGCCCUACCCUGCGCGACCCAGAACGAGGUCAGCCGCGAGGAGGCGGUGGCGCUGGUCGAGGCGGGUGUUCUCGUCGUGGCCGAGGGCUCCAACAUGGGCUGCACGCAGGACGCCAUUGACAUCUUCGAGGAGCAGCGCCGCCAGAAGGGCAACCAGUCCAUCUGGUACGCCCCCGGCAAGGCGGCCAACUGCGGCGGCGUGGCCGUCUCGGGUCUCGAGAUGGGCCAGAACAGCCAGCGCAUCAACUGGACGGCCGAGGAGGUGGACGAGAAGCUCAAGGGCAUCAUGAAGAACGCCUUCACCGCGGGUCUCGAGACGGCUCAAAAGUAUGUCGAGGCCAAGGACGGCGAGCUGCCCAGCCUCGUCGCCGGCAGCAACAUUGCCGGCUUCGUCAAGGUCGCGCAGGCCAUGCACGACCAGGGCGACUGGUGGGCUUAGACGAAGCAGCUAGACGGCGUUUCGGCUUGAUCAUGACGACGAACUCGGGGUUACGGCGUUGUUUCUUUUGGAGUCGGCUCGGCCACGGGUCUUGACAUGUGCAUUGCGACGAUUUCGGGUUUUGAUGCUGGGAGAGAGACGUUAUAUAGAGGCGUUGUGGCAUGCCAGGACGACGGUGAUUCCCCCGCAGAGUGUGGAUUGCAGAUGCCUGCUGGUCCGCCCGCAUUUUUUGUUACUUUUUUCUUUUCUAAAAGACGGUUCGAUGCUGUGUCUUUGCCGGCACAUGGGUUCGGGCGAUAGAUUGUCCCGCCAUUGAGCAUCAUCACCAAUUGACGAACAUUAUGAUCAUGUUUGUGCAUGGCCUCACAGAGGAGAGCGCGUGAAUAAUGAGACGAGGCGAGGCUGAAGUCGGGGAACAGGCAGUGGCACCGAUGAACGAGCAUGAAGAUGAAGAUGGUUGGACAGCGUGAUCGGAGCCAAACCCGGCUCUCCACUGUCCGGCCCCGCCCGGUUCGGGAAGGAAUAUUCAUUGUCGACCCCCGGUCUGGUUGCCGAAUCGAGACAGAUGGUGCGCCGAGCUUUACUCUGCGUGCAGCAGAGCAAGAAAGGGUUGACAGUACAAUACACUUGUACAUUAAUUUACAGUCUUGUCGGGGUGUGGAAAGCAAUUAGGUGUAGGAUCAUGAGGUUGCCGGAGCAGUCUCGUUGCCCGCGUUUCGGGCACUUGGUACAGUUAACUACGAAGUACCUAUAGUACUUAUUUUCUUACCAAGGUGGUUCGAGCAAAGAAAUUCAUG
This is a messenger RNA of Purpureocillium takamizusanense, 3293 nucleotides long. RefSeq names its product Glutamate dehydrogenase (NADP(+)) (gene GDH3). The record is from RefSeq and is a predicted model, not a curated record. The coding region runs from base 1111 to 2496 and encodes 461 amino acids. Gene Ontology annotation, molecular function: L-glutamate dehydrogenase (NADP+) activity. The transcript has 5 exons. Gene Ontology annotation, cellular component: cytosol. Lineage: Eukaryota; Fungi; Ascomycota; Sordariomycetes; Hypocreales; Ophiocordycipitaceae.